Molecule: messenger RNA, 942 nt
Organism: Zasmidium cellare ATCC 36951
Lineage: Eukaryota; Fungi; Ascomycota; Dothideomycetes; Mycosphaerellales; Mycosphaerellaceae
Exons: 4
Coding region: 1-942 (313 amino acids)
Biological process (GO): regulation of plasma membrane sterol distribution; intracellular sterol transport; sterol metabolic process
Cellular component (GO): Golgi apparatus; cortical endoplasmic reticulum
Source: RefSeq, a predicted model, not a curated record
AUGCCCAUCUGCAUCGAAUGUCGGUAUCCGGUCAGCAAUCUCUACACGACUUACAGCAAAGCCGAUGACAAAGCUCUCGGGAAGGGAGUCCGCCUAACGCAAUGUCCGCGCUGUAAACGCUUCGCGGACAAAUAUGUCGAGCACGACUUUGUGGUUCUUUUUAUCGAUCUGGUGUUGAUCAAACCUCAGGUCUAUAGACAUCUCCUCUUCAACCGGCUGGGCAGGGACGACGAGCGAUUCGAUCCCUCGAUAGUCCGCCUGGGGAUCCUUCUACUUCUCUUCGACGUUUACUUAACAUGGGCGCGCAUUGAGAAGGCGACACCAUCCUCUCCAUCCCUACCCCUAUCGCCCCCUCCACCACUCCCACCCUUUCCAUCAAGCUCAAUCAAUGGUGGCAGCGACCAGUCGAAUCUAAAUGGCACUGAGCUGGCGCAGGACGGCAGUCUACCAUCGAGCUUCCUCGCCAAGCAGCCAAUCCUGCUGCAGUACCUCUUCUUCCUGCUGCUUUGCACGCUGGAGACCAUGUCAUUCCAUCUGCCGAUUCGGACCUUCUUGUCGAUGAAGUUCCCCCGACCGUUCUCUGCUGUCAUCCCGCAUUAUCCACGACCGGCCUUGAUCAGUACUGCUCUUCUCGUGUCGAGCUUCACCAAACUCUUCCCACUGAUGCUGCUCGUCUGGAACUAUGAUCUACCCAGCAGCGCCAGUGCUGUAUCCUGGGCUGUCAUUAUCAAUAACGUUGCGGCGCUCGAGAUCUUACUCGACUGUGGGUAUAUCAAGGCGGCGUUACUGGCAGGGGUCGGUGCGAUCUGCAGAGCUGGGAUCGGAUGGGGUAUAUUGCGCGCCGUCGGCGUUGGAGGAGGAGUGGCUGCGGCUGGAGUAGUAGAGACUGGAGACCUCAUCGAAGUGUGGCGUAGACUCAUGGAGACAGUGGGCCUGGGCUAG